This is a messenger RNA of Aureobasidium namibiae CBS 147.97, 480 nucleotides long. RefSeq lists its product as uncharacterized. The coding region runs from base 1 to 480 and encodes 159 amino acids. The record is from RefSeq and is a predicted model, not a curated record. NCBI's taxonomy places the organism in Eukaryota, Fungi, Ascomycota, Dothideomycetes, Dothideales, Saccotheciaceae. The transcript is spliced from 2 exons.
AUGUUCGCCCCCAAAGCAAGCCUUGCGAGGGCUGAACAACGACUAGAUGUGGACAUCACUUCAAGGGUGUGUGCAUACACUCUAGGAGAUAUGAGAACGGCGCAUGAGUCGCCAUAUGCAGACCGGCUUCUGGACGUCCACGGAGAGCGCGCAUCCAUGGACAUCGAGUCAAGCCCCGCCCAGCGUGACUCGCAACAUACGAACAAGAUUUUGCUCGCAGAUAUCUUCCAAUUUCUCAUGAUGACAGCGGCAUGGCGAUUGUCCUCCGAGGACCUGAUCUCUGCCUGGUUUCAUAAGAACGCCCAUGCCUUUGUCUCAGCCCGCCGCCAACAUUCAAGUGUCCCACGCGAUUUCCACGUGUGGGCGCGCGUGAGUAUGUAUUUGGAACUCAGCUCUCUUGUUGAGAAACACGAACCCGCAUUCGAGCAGGCCAAUAUCCUUCGGGUCAUGCUCAGUGACCACGAAACGCCACAAGGGUGA